UGCCGCUUAUCCGAGGGCUCUGGAGACAACCCGAGUGAGACCGAAGCUUCUCCUCUUUUUACCCCGAGAUACAAGUGUCAAAAUUCAAAAAGUAUAUAGCGCGUUAACGUUGCCUAGCUUGCUCCUGGUCGGUGGGGAUAUGACGCUGCAAACCGUAAAAACAUUGACGGAACGUAUGAGGGAGCGCAAUAUGCAGUUGAUUUCAAGUAGUAAGCUUGACAUAACCGUGAUUUCAGUAGCUGAACGAUUUUUGUUGUUGUGAUUGUUAAGAACAUCGAUACCACUGAAAAACUUCGGAAUGGAGGCAGUACAGCGCCUACCUAUGCUGAGUUUUGCUCGAAAAACGAGCCCAGAACCUACUUCAUUUGGUCCUAAACUGAAACAGUACAUCAGAGAUUUCUAUCAUGAAGAUCCAGAAUCAUACUCCAAUGAAAUACACACAUUGGAAGGGCUGCGAGCUGCAGCUGUGUGUGCUGUGAAGGAUUUCUCUGGUGUUUCAACACUGACACGAUAUUACUGUCAGCUUCAUUUCUUGCAGAGUAAAUUUCCAAUGUUCAAAGAUGGUGCAGCAGCAGUCUCUUUCACAUGGAGAAAUGUGUAUGGAAGUAUGGUUCAUACUAUAGCUGAUAUUCGGUAUGAAAUUUUAUGCAUCCUCUACAAUAUGGGAGCAUUACACACACAGUUAGGUGCCUUGGAUACCAGAGUAUCAGCUGAUGGUAUAAAAAUGUCCUGUGCCCAUUUUCAGUAUGCAGCUGGGGCAUUUGAGCAUUUAAAAGACAGCUUCCCACAGCCAGCAGGAGUGGAUCUGGCUGCAGAUAUUAUACAGUUUAUGUAUUAUCUUUCACUGGCUCAGGCUCAAGAAUGUGUAUUGGAGAAGAGCAUGAUGGAUAAUAGGAGACCUAUAGUAACAGCAAAAGUGGCUGUUCAGUUAGUAGAUUAUUACAGAUCUGCCCUCAACACAAUUACACAAGGAGGUGCAGAUAACUCUUCCAUUCCAGAAACUGUAGGAUCAAAAAUAUAUGAGAAUUGGAAAUGUUAUGCGAAAUUCAAAAUGGUGUACCACACAUGUAUCUCUCUACUGUACCAUGGUCAGGAGGCAGAAGAACAGCAGAAAAUGGGCGAACGAGUUACUUUUUACCAAGCAGCAGCAGAGAAAUUAGAAGAAGCUGUCAGACUUUCAAAAGGAAUGGAUAAUAUUGAGGCAAUAAAUGAAGCCUUAACGUUCACAUAUGGUGUUGUGGAAGGAAAGAAAAGGGCAGCGAAAAAUGAAAAUGAGAUUAUGUAUCAUGAAGAGGUCCCACCCUUGGACAUUCUUUCAGAGCUUAAAGGUGCACCUCUUGUAAAAGGCAUUAUGUUUAAUGUUAGUGAUCCAGAAGUAACAGGAUCUGACAUAUUUGCUCGUUUAAUGCCCAUAAAAGCACAUGAAGUAUCUUCAUUAUCCAGCGAAGCAGAAAUGAAACUGUUGCGAAAAGUUGGUACUGUUAUUGAUGAGGAUGACAAAGAAUUGUCUGUGUUGAUGACCUCACUUCAGCUUGACUAUUUGAAGCAGCCUUCAGAGCCAGAAUCACUUUCACAGGAAGCAACAACAUCAACAUACUCAAUCUUGUCUGGUGGAACUUCAACAAGUAAUGAAAAGAUGAUGAUAACACAACAGACAGAAGCUGAUCAUUCUGAUCAUGCAAUUAAUGAGGCUAUGGAUUUUUCCAUGUCAAAUUAAAAUUAAAAAUGAAAAACUUAACUGAAAAGCCUUUCAAGUUUUUCAUAAGUACAUAAGACUUGAAGUGUGAAUAUGUAUUUUAUAACUAAAUGUGAACAGUAGGAUGCCAGUGGUUGUGUAUGUGUAAAGACGGAGCUAAAUGAUUAUAUCAUUGCCUUUGAUUUAUUGUGUAACCACUUGGUGGUGAUACAAAGAAAUGCCUCAAAACAUAAUUGUAUAAUGUGUGUGUGUAUGUG
Schistocerca americana (American grasshopper) is the source of this 1953-nucleotide messenger RNA. Its product is annotated as tyrosine-protein phosphatase non-receptor type 23-like. Gene Ontology annotation, biological process: endocytic recycling; protein transport to vacuole involved in ubiquitin-dependent protein catabolic process via the multivesicular body sorting pathway; early endosome to late endosome transport. The transcript has 9 exons. NCBI's taxonomy places the organism in Eukaryota, Metazoa, Arthropoda, Insecta, Orthoptera, Acrididae. Gene Ontology annotation, cellular component: endosome. Bases 299 to 1717 code for a protein of 472 amino acids. The record is from RefSeq and is a predicted model, not a curated record.